CUGGAUCCCGAUCCUACUCUACCUCCCUCUAUGCUAUAUGGAUGAUUGCUGACCUUCAUAUUCUCAAACAGCCAUGUCCGUCGUCCUCCUGCCACGCUCCUUUCUUGUCCCCGUCAUCAGCGUCGUCACUCCCCAGGCCGGUGCGCACGUCCGGUCCUAACUAAUCCCUAAUUAUAACCCGCCCACCAUCUCCGUCCAUCUCCGCCCACUCCCGGUUGUCCCUGGAAAAGGCCCUCUUUUGUGAAGAGGGGGGCGACUUUUUCCAGGCGACGUGUAAAAUCCUUUUUUACUGUCAGAAUUUAUCACGAAAUACUGAAUUGACUCCUGUGAAGACCAUACCGACCGUGACGACCUCGAUGAUCUGUCCUCUUUCGCGCGCUUCGUUCGUCCUUCCCGGAUUCGAUAGAUCAGUAUAGCUUCCACCCCCCUUUACUGAUCGCGUGAGGCAUGAUGAUUGCCCUCUUCAAUCCGACUACGAUUCUCGUCGGAUUCCUCCUGCUCUACCUCUCCUCCUUUUUCGUCUUCGCCAUCGUCCGGAUCGCAACGGGUAUCUCCAUUCAGCGCAUUGGUUACUUUUCCCUUCGUCGCAUCGCAUACGCCCCGAGAGAUGGCGUCCAGAUCGAGAUUCGUGGCCUUGGGCUGUCGUUACACCCCCCAUCGUUCGCCCAACCGACAUGGAUAAGCGUCCGUUUGUCAGGCCUGAAGGUGACGUUAGAUCUGUCCAAGGGGAAGGGGAGGAAUAAGGGUGCAGAACACCAUUCCGAUGGAUCCGAGACUCCCAGCUCGCCGGAGGAUCGGAUUGAACAAGAAUCAAAUGGUGCCACUUCAGACGCGUCGCGGAGCAAGACCUGGAAGACAUUGACACAGCUCAAGGAGAAAGUCAAGCGACUGCACCGGCAGAUCCAUUGGCUGGCCCUGGUUGAUGUCGUAGCUGUCAACUCCACACUUCGCAUUCAGGAUGUGGGCCAGAUCCAGGUGGGAUCCGUCUCCUUGGCUGUCGAUACCCGGCGCAAGAUGGUGGACAGAGGAAAGGUGUUCCGUCGGAAGAAGGAUAACUCCCUUGAACAACGCCCGGCCGAAUGGAUUAUGAACAUCAAUAACGUUUUACUGUCGGUGGACGGGGGAGAACCAGCGGAGCUGUUGGACCAUGUGGGCUUCAACAUCCAUGGACAUCUCCAUAAGGAUCUUGACGGGCUCCGGGACGCCUCCGUCGCAGCCAAAAUCGGGCGUUUACAUAUCCCAUUCGAUGAUUUGACCUCCUUUAUGCGGCGAAUCAAGCAGUUUAAGCGAUCCGCUAAAGGGUCCACGAACGACAGUGACAUCGAAAAUGAGAUGUCCUUUGCCGAUUUUGUGGAGGAACUAGACAAACCUGGAAGCCGGGAUGAUGCCAUCGUGCAAACAGUUGCGGACUCGAAGGAGCUUGCCAGUUCCCUAUUGCGUGGGAUCCAGGAGAUCCAGGUUGCUCUAAGCUUUUUCAGAUUGUCACGGUCAAUCGAAGCCCUUUCAACAGACCAGAAUCCCAUGUAUCUCAACAUUGUUUCUCAUGAGAUUGGCGUUGACCUGCAUAGAAUGGACCAAAAGAGUCCCGCCCAUCGCAUGUAUUUCCAACGCACCGAUGUCGCCCAUCAGGCCCUUCUCGCCGCGAUUUCACUUUCGGUCAGCUUGGACGACAGCUCUGGAGAAACGGACAACAUUCUGUACAUACCCAUGGCCACAACCACGAUCAAAACGACGCUGCCCUCGAAGACCGUCAGCUCCACCGAAAACUACAAUCCCGACGAGCGGAACACAAAUAUUCUUUUUGCGAAUCUUGUCAUCACAUCCCCUUCCUUAGAUCUCGAGCCACGGCAUGUUUCUCGGCUUUUAGGACUCGUGCAGGGGCGGGCAUCCCCUUCUCGCGGAAAGAAGAGGGAUAACCACCACCUCAUAUCGCGACUACUUCCAAAAGCCAGUAUUAAGCUGUCUGUCCACGAACCAGUCGUUCGAUUCGUCCUCCCAGCUGGGACAGAUUCGGGGGCUACUUCCGACGACGACUACAAUUUACUGAUUUCCUCCAUCUCAUCUAUCUCGCUUGAUAUUGAAUCAUCCCACUCAUCCGAAGGAGGUAUUCAUUACGCUCUCGCGUCAGUAUACCGUGUCGCCUCGCAUCAACUAUACUACCAGACUCCGUCCGGCGUGAAACACAAUUUGCUCACAACCGAGAACAUGGAAUUCAAAGUCCACCUUAGUGCGUCUCCGGAAGUCUACGUUAUUGCUUCUGGGUCCUUGAAUACUUGUUCCGCACACAUGGUCAACGCAGAAGUGAACCGCGGUAUACGUCAGGUGAUUGAGCAGUUUAGCGCAGUGUUACGCCCGAAGAAGAGGAUGCCAUCACCGGCUGAAGAGCACAAACCCAGCAUCUUAAGACGCAUGCCCCCCUGGCUGCUUCGAUUCCAAUUUGAAGCCACAGGGUUUAGCUUGGAAAUCGCUGGAGUCGACAAAGAUGUGUCAGACGUUUCCCGCGGUGUCUCAUUGCAACUUCAAUCUUGGACUGCGGACUACAGGGCUCAAAAGACAGAACAAAACGUCAUUAGCCUCGCCAGGCGGCGAACUCCCAGUCAUUCGACGAUUGGUGAUGAGUCGCCGUUCCGAUUCCCUCCAACCUCCCCUCCAAGACAGAUACAAAAGGGCGCCGCCGAUGGAAGGCGGUUGGCGAUUCAUGUUCGGGGCUUUGAGGGCUUCGUCAUCGAGUCCGACGACUACCUUGAGCCUGAGGCUUUCUUCUCCCUUCCGAGAUUCGAGGUUGCUCUGAGCACGUUGAGCGACCGCUUGGGUCCUAUUUUCCAUAUCAAUUCCAUGAUCAAGGGCGUCUAUCUUCAAUACUCCCUCUAUCGACUCUAUUGCCUUGGCAUUGCGAUGUCCGUCCUCCAGGAUGCUUUCACGCAAGGUCCUUCCGACAAAUCUGACAAGGAACCUCCAUCGGAUAUCAAAAAUGCGGCCCCUCCUAUGCCCCCACCACGCACACCAGGUCCGAGGAAUGAGCUUACUUCAAUCGACGUAAGGGCUACCGUUGUGCAGGUUAAAGCCACCUUGCCGUCAGAUCCCAAAAUGAUGUUCCAGAUCUAUGGGGUAACGGCUGGUUCCCAUCGUCUUUCUGCUCCUUUUCUGAGGGCCCAAUUAGUGCGAUUGCAUGCGGAGGCUCCCAAACUGAACGGUAUUUGGGCGCGGAUUGGGAGUAUGAACAAUGUCAGAAUUGAUCUACGGAAGAUCAAGUUGAAGCAAGGAGCCAACCUAGUUGAAGAGAGGUCUAUAGAUAUGUGGGCCGACUUCAUCCGGGUGGGCGUUCCUCAUCACAUGGUGAUGCAUCGCAUUUUCGACAACAUAAUCAACACCUCCAAAGCGAUCAAACAGCUCCGGCCCCGCUUCACAGGUCACCCUGCAGAGCUUGAAACCGACAGGGAACCGGAGGAGCCAAAGAAAGUCCCGAGAGUAUCGCUACGCAGCAAAGCUUUGCUCUUUGAAUUGGAGGAUGAUGCGUUCGAAUGGAAGCUCGGUUGCAUUUACCGUACCGGUCUGCUUGAGCAACGCCAGCGCCUGGCUCGGGAAGAGGCAUUCGAUUUGAAGGUCCAGAAAAUCAAAGAAUCAAACCAGCAACGCGGCUCGUCGCGGCUGCGGGCGAAGUCGAGCCAUCGGACUCUUCGCAGUGAGCGGACCACCAAUGAAGGGAAACGAAGAAGCAAGAGUGCCGAUGGCCACGAUGAUUCUAAUGGGAAAGGCAGGAAAUUCCGUUACGAUACGGAGGGUUCAACCUGUCUUUCCUCUGAGUCCAAGGUAUCGGCAGAGAAGGCGUGGUAUCGACUCCAGGAGCACAAUUCCGCAAACUGGAAGAAGAAGAUCGACGCUGCGCUUCGUUUCCAGGAUAUCUCGGUCAGAGAGAUUCGAAGUCUCUUUUCUGGAGCCGACGAGCCCCCCGAAGACGCGAAGGACACAGAGCCUAUUCUUGCCAUUCCGAACCGACCCGGCCUCAUGUCAGCCCUGAUAAGUGACGUGAAUCUGGUCAUCGACAAGCCUUCAUUCCCAUUCGAUGAUUAUCCGAAAUUCCUUCACGCGAUUGGAAAGGGCAUGCCCAUGUCGAUGCAAUAUGCCUUGCUUAUUCCAAUGAGUAUCCAGCUGGACAUGGGCGAAGCUCGCGUUACUUUGAGGGAUUAUCCGUUGGACUUGAUUCACAUUCCGGCCCUGCGUCCCGGCCAACCUCCAAGGAUGCCAAGUUGGUCGCUUCGUACCGAUUUUGUCAUCGCGGAGGAGUUCCGGGACUACAAGUCGGCUAGACAAGUCAGGUUGGAACUUGUGCCUUCGAGUCCACUUCCCGACGGGUCCAUGACCCCUCCAGUUGAAAUUGAUGUCUGGCGAUCUGUCUCCCCUGUCAAGACAUACUCAAAUCCGACAAUUGAGAUCAACACCAAUCUCCCAACAAGCAUCUCCUGGGGUAUGUCCUACCAGCCUGUAGUCCAGGAUAUGAUGAAGAUUAUCGAAGGCUUCACCAAGCCCGAAAUUGAUCCGUCCGACAGGGUUGGUUUCUGGGAUAAGAUCAGACUCAGUUUCCAUUCCCGACUCCGAGUUGUCUGGAAGGAAGAUGGAGACGUCCAUUUGCGACUAAAGGGCUCACGAGAUCCGUAUGUUGUGACAGGCUUUGGUGCCGGCUUCGUAAUGUGUUGGCGCAGGGACGUGAAAUGGAACAUCCAUACCAGCGAUAACCCGACAGAGUUCAUGAGUGUUACCAGUGGGGAAUACGUUUUGGCUAUUCCGGACUAUAGCCAUGAAGCGCGAUACGCUUUCGAAGCGUCGGCACAGGAUCUGGAAAGCAUCUCGGCGUCAAGUGACCUGAAAAAUGCGGCUCACUUCAAGAAGGUCGUGAUGAAGUUAUCCGGCGACGUCAGAUGGGGUGCUGGCUUGGUCUUCGAACGCAUCGUUGACGGCGACAAACGGUCGAGUGAAUUCAGGCCGCAUUAUGAUGUUGUUCUCCAAAAUCCCAAAUUUGUCGAUCCGUCGGUAGAGCCGAACUACGAUGCCUACAAUGGUUUCCGGAGUGAUUAUAUCCAUCUCAAUAUCUCAGUUGUGGCCCCGGAGAGUCGAGAUUGGUCCGUGGACGGUGUUCAACCAUCAGCAAGUUACAACACUGUCCAUUUGACUCCACGGUUCUUCACCCACUUCUUCAGCUGGUGGUCCCUCUUCUCUGGAGUAAUGUCAUUGCCUGUUCGGCAAGGUCCUCUCUGGCCGGGCAUCACCAAGGCGGCGAAGAAGUUCAAUCGUCAUCUGGCCACCGUCAAAUACCAGCUGCUUUUUGCCCCAUUGUUUGUUGCUCACAUUUACAAGCACAAGGACCGUGAGGACUAUGGCGAAGAUGCGGUGGUUUCGACGGGUCUGAAAGUUCGACUGGACAGCUUCAAGCUGGAUAUCCACCAAAGACGAGAACAGACUCACACACAAGCCACGACGGGACCUUCGAAUGAGACAAAGGCAACUGCAAUGCGGAUCAACCAAGCCCAACUGGACCUUUUAGCCGCAGAUUUUCGAGCUGUUUCGGCUAGAAUUGAGGGUACGAACGCCGAAGAUAUCGAGCAAAACAGAGACGAUAUUAUAUCCUCUUUCCAGCAGCCGGUCGCCGCCGUCGACCUGUCUCGUUUCACGAUUCCUGAUCACAAUCUCGACUGGAUUGACAUGGAUGACUUUGUCGAGCUCGACUGGAUAUUGCCGCAAGAGUCGAACCCUCGUACACAGAUCCUACCUUUGGCCUUCACUCCGCGCUUUACGUACUUCCGCCAGACGGACCAUGGAGAGAUUGCGCCAGGCGAAGAUGGCUAUAGUCAAUUUGGAAAUGAGCAGACCCAUGAAUGCGUCAUGUCUGAGACCAACGAUCCUCGUCGGGUGCAGAUGGAGUUGAUCCGAGACCGCCUUGCUACCGUUGAGUCGCAGAUACGGAACUACGAUCGUACGAUUGGCGAGCACGAGCUUCGAAUGGCAAGAGAUGUCGACAAUAACCCUGACCUGAAGAGUCAGCAUGAGCUUUAUCUUCGCCAGGCAGAGUCACUGUCAAGAAGACGGAACUUCCUUUCCGGAGGGCUUAAUCGUCUUGAAAAACAUCUCGCCAAGGAGGAAGCGCAAAAGAAACCUGAAAACCUCGCCAGUGGGGAUUCAUCUCGAAGCGGUACCGAUACUGAGUCAACAACCGAAAGCCAAGAGUCUUAUUUGGGUGGACUGUAUGCCUCUCCUCACGAUGAGUUCGCCAGCGACUUCAACAAUCGUUUCGUUAUCCACAACGUGCAAUUGAAGUGGAAUAACGCGCUCAGGAACAUUAUUCUGCGGUACGGCCACCAAGUCAGCCAGAGACGAGGGUUCGUAUACUACAUGUCGCGAAGGGCGGUCAAAUUCAUCCUUGAUAUUGUCGCCGAACAGAGCAAGCACAAGCCGGGACAUCCGUCCAAGCCUCCCUCUAAGUCAGAAGACGAGCCUGAAGCCGAAGAUGGUGAUGAUGAGAGUGUCGAGGAGCGUAUUGAGCAACUGCUCAGCGAUGCGAAGCGCUAUGUGUACGCCGACGACCAGGCUGAUCCUCCCGACGCUGCUAAACGAAAGGGCUCGAGAGAUGACUCGACUGCGAAUAUUGCCCCUGAGUUCACGCCUCAAAACAGUUACCACUUGCGAUUAAUCGCGCCGCAGAUCCAACUCCAAAGCGAAAAGAAUCAGAAGUCUGUCCUGCUUGUCGCCGCCAAGGGCAUGCAGCUGAAGGUUGUGUCUAUCAUGGAUAAAGAGCGCGUGUCAGAUGAUGUAUCUGGUCUGGUGCAGCGUCGUUUCUCCCUGGAGAUGGAUGGAGCACAGUUCUUUGUGGCCACGCAGAAGAAACUGAUGGCUCACUUGCAGUUCUACGCUGGCAACAAAUACGGCAAUCCACCUGGUUCUGCAUGGCCUCCUUGGUUGACGCUUGAGGCGAUGUUCGACUUCGAGUUGAAUCCGUUUGGUUUCUCCCGGAUUGUGCAAAAGACCUCGGCCAGCUUGAGAUAUGACAAGUACAACAACCUUCGCUUGAAGUACAACGACGAGGUGGCCAAGGGAGAUUCCAGCACGCAUAACGACCGAACCGCAAACGAAGCCAGAAUGGACCAGAUCUUCGUCGACUUUCCCCAUAUCCGCGCCAUUUGUGACUCAGCCGAAUAUUAUUCCAUGUACAUCAUCGUCCUUGACCUGCUACUCUACAGCGAGCCCCUGGAGAAGGUCAGAAAUGAGCGCCUGGAAAAGAUCAUGCUCACGUCCGACUUCAGCGACCUCAGAGGUGCUCCGGAGAUGGUGUUCAAACUUCAGUCUCGUAUCCAGCAGCUCGAAGAGAUCAAGGAACAUUUCGAGAUCCACGCCAAGCACCUGGACAAGAGAGGCUGGGAUGAUCGAUUGACACUUGAAGAUGAUCUCGCCAAAUGCGAGGAUGAGCUGUUCUUCCUGAUGAAGGCUAUUACUUCAUCCCAGAGGAGAGCCGAACCGACAAUGUCUGAGGUGAAUGGCAUUCUGCGUUGGAACAUAUCUGCCUCUGAGGUUGUUUGGCAUUUGAUGAAAGACCAGUCGGAGCCGUUGAUCGAGAUUCAACUCCGGAAUGCCGAGUAUGACCGCACUGACAAUUCGGAUGGUUCCAACCACAACGAGGUCGCGAUCGAACGAUUGUAUGGUUUGAACCUGCUCUCGGAUGCCAUAUAUCCUCAGAUCAUUGUGCCGUAUCUCGACCAAGCGCGCAAACUUGACGGAGCAGAAGAUUCCAUGCUCAGGGUAAAAUGGCAUAUGCUGGAAGCUGUCGCCGGUAUUCCAGUCCUAGACGACUUCGAGGUGUCAUUGUUCCCACUCAAGGUCCAGUUGGAACACGAACUUGGGCAGAAGGUUUUCGAGUACAUUUUCCCCAACGUCGGUUCGAGUGCGUUCGACAACGGCGGUUUCUCGCCUAUGAUGAUAAAGAACAUGCAGCCAAUCGACGAUUCGGAUGACGAUGACGAAAGCCCGCAACCCCCGCCGACAUCAUACACCAAAGGGGACUUCCCGUCAGACUAUCAACAAGGGACUAGAGGCCCUGGGGAUAUUGAACUUCGACUUCAGGCUACGUUAUCCUUAUCUGACGACAAGAAAGCACCAAGUGUCCGCUCGAACCAGCGCAAGGGUCUUGGGAUAACUCCGCUCACUCGGGACAACAACAAAUUAGGGGCGGAUAUGACUCGGCAAGUCACCCGUCCAUCGACUAGUGGCGGAUUAACCAAGAAGAGGUCUGCCGACAGCAUGCGCGUUCUGUCAAAGAACGGCGAGAAGCCCCAGACCAGCUCGGGUGAUAUUGAAGAAAAGAGCAAGAAGUUCACCCUUUCGCGUGACAAGAACGGCAAGUCCAAGGAGGGAGCAGAUGAUCUCUCCCAGAUGAUGUCUCGGGCGUCGAAUUACAUGACGCUUGCCCAUAUCAAGGUGCAUGAUGUCGUGCUCUGCUUGAGUUACAAGGGUAAAGGCGACCACAACCUCGAGGACCUGCACGACUUUGUUUUCCGGUUACCGGUACUCGAGUACCACAACAAGACCUGGUCCAACCUCGACCUCGCCUUGCGUCUCAAGAAGGAUGUGAUCAAGGCUUUGAUCUCGCAUGCGCCCGCCAUUCUCGGGAACAAGUUUUCGUACAACCGACCUUCGAAGCAACAACAAAAGCGACUACGAGAACGCGAGCAGGCGAAUACCAGUCAAGUAUUACAGAACUCUGACAGCAUCGCAAACCCGCCAGCCUCAGACAAGACUCAAAGUCUGGCGAGCUUAGAUUCCAAUAGCGAAUAUUCGGACUCGCCGUCGAGAAGGUCAUUCCAGUCUGGUGCUUCGCCACUUGGGAGAUCAAAUUCGAUUGGCUCUAGCAUGAAGAGCGGUUACACUCAGGACAGAGCGGCGUCGGAUUCCCGCUCUAUCAAUGAAGCGGAUGUGGAUUCUCGCUGGGAGCAAUCUCGACGGUUCAUCAACCCUCCCAGCCGACCCGUGACUUCGGGUGGCAUCGAGACGAGUGCUCGGGCUCGUAACUGGGAUGGGCAAGAUGAGAGUCACAAAAUGACAUUCAAGAGUUUGGGUCGGAAGCUGAUGCCUUCUCGAAAGUAAGCUCGAAGGCCGCUUUUUGAUUCCCUGCGCAUUUGACCGGUGUUAUGGACGAUGUUUUACAUUUAAUUUCUGCCACAUUUCCCUUCUCAUCUCUUGUUCAACAUUAUCUAUUGUAACUAGUCAUCUUUUGCGAUGAGAUACCCUUAUGCAGUGGGACCAUAUACAGGCGUCGAGUCGUUAUUGCAUUGCUUUUGUUCAUUUAUCUCUGUUUCUGCAAAAAAGAGCUUUCUUUCUUGUACUCAUUGCUUUUUUUCUCUUUCUCUUUUUAAUUCUUUUCUUUCCAUUUCUAUUGCUAUUUAACUGCAUUUGCAAAACUUGCAUGCUGGAAUAUAUAUUGUAAAGUAGUACAUCUAGCUAGGGCACAAUAUGACUAUAAUUGUUCACUUGCAUG
This is a messenger RNA of Aspergillus glaucus CBS 516.65, 9517 nucleotides long. Its product is annotated as FMP27 family protein. The coding region runs from base 448 to 9126 and encodes 2892 amino acids. The record is from RefSeq and is a predicted model, not a curated record. The transcript is spliced from 4 exons. NCBI's taxonomy places the organism in Eukaryota, Fungi, Ascomycota, Eurotiomycetes, Eurotiales, Aspergillaceae.